AUGGUCCUCAUUGCAGCAGUCGCAGCAGACCAGAUUCAUGGCAAGGAAGUCUCUGCUGGCUGUGUCAAGGCUUAUCAAGAUGCCUUUGAGCCGGAAUUGAACCGCACAUCCAAGUACAUGGCGCUGAUUAAGCUUGUAACGACACCACCAGAACUUGUGGCACGCGCGACCAAGGCUGGCGAGGCACUUCAAGCCUACCAGACUGCCUUGAAGAAAGUAGACGCAGAUCUCGCUGCACCCGUUUCUGAGACUGAUCGCCAGACGCUCCAUGAGACACAAAGGGCAACAGAGGAUGUGGCACCAGUGCUGCGGGAGCUUAGCAACAGCACAGAUGAGGCGGUCAGGACGGCAUUGAAGGACUUUAGAGAAGCACGAAUCAUUGAACUCAAGGCGAAUGCUGCCGUGGAUGCUGCUUGUCCGCAGGAUGUCGAGUAG
Messenger RNA from Protomyces lactucae-debilis, 435 nucleotides. RefSeq lists its product as uncharacterized. NCBI's taxonomy places the organism in Eukaryota, Fungi, Ascomycota, Taphrinomycetes, Taphrinales, Protomycetaceae. The transcript has a single exon. The record is from RefSeq and is a predicted model, not a curated record. The coding region runs from base 1 to 435 and encodes 144 amino acids.